Bradysia coprophila is the source of this 1209-nucleotide messenger RNA. RefSeq names its product RISC-loading complex subunit tarbp2-like. The record is from RefSeq and is a predicted model, not a curated record. NCBI's taxonomy places the organism in Eukaryota, Metazoa, Arthropoda, Insecta, Diptera, Sciaridae. Gene Ontology annotation, cellular component: RISC-loading complex; RISC complex; cytoplasm. Gene Ontology annotation, molecular function: double-stranded RNA binding; siRNA binding. Gene Ontology annotation, biological process: regulation of regulatory ncRNA processing; siRNA processing.
GUAAACCCAUUGAUGUUUUGCCGGCGACGAUAUAUGUACUUGCGUGACAUUAAGAAAAGUCAAUUGAAUAGAGUGUAAGACACAAUAAAGAAAUAAGACAAAAAAAUUACGAUUUCAUUUGUGAUUUUCUUCUGCGGAAUAUGAAAGAUUCAUUGAAUGCUAGCUCAUCGGUAAACACCUCAGCAAAUAGGAUGCUAAGGGAAAAUCAACGAUUUUCCACAAAUUCCGACAUGAGAUCAGUACAGAGAGAACAGGAACAUGUUCAGAGGACAAACGACAACACCGAAUACAAUGUGAAGAAAAUUCAAAACCCAGUCGGUUAUCUGCAAGAAAUGUGUGCAAAGUAUGGUUUUUCAGAACCGACCUACGGCAUUUUAAAGCAGAACGGACCUCACGAUACAGCAUUCUCCAUUUUUUGUCAAGUCCAAGGAUAUUAUCGAGUGGUGUCUUCAAAUACACAGGAAAAGGGAAAGGAGAUGGCAGCUAGGGAAAUUAUUUUAUGCAUUAAAAGGGCGAUCGACCUUGAAUAUAAAAAUCGCAACGAGUCACUCAUUUGCAAAGACUUAACGAAAGCUGUUGCACCCGAAACAUUGUCCGAAAACUCGAGCGAAAAUACGAAACGAAAUGUGAACUACGUGGGAAUUCUGCAGGAAUUGUGCGUUCGAAAACAUCUUCCACCGCCCAAUUAUGGAACCGAAAAUGUCACUGGCACGCCCAACAAUCCGAGUUUCUACAUUUUUUGUGAGGUAGGACCAAUUAAGGGAUAUGGAAUCGCUCGUAAUAAGAAAAGUGCGAAACAGAUGGCUGCCGAAAAAGUUCUCGAACAGUUCGAAACGAUGAAAACUGACCUUUUCGACAAAGAAAGCAAACAGGUCGAAAACAAUGAAAUCCAUCAGACGGCCCUCACCACAAAACGCUAUCCAUUAUUGAGAGAAACGCCACAAGAAACGUUUACCGUCGUUCCGAAUCCAGUCGGUCAUCUUCAGGAACUGUGCGUCAAAAAUCGAUUGAGACCGCCCAUAUAUGAAGUGGUCAAAAUGGAUGGACCUUCGCAUUGUCCCACAUUCAUUACGUCUUGCAAAGUUGAAUACUUUUACCAGGAAGCCACGUCGAGUAACAAGAAAAAAGGAAAAGAAUUGGCAGCGUUGAAAAUACUUAAAUGUUUGAUGGAAUACCGAUCGCCACCGGAAAUUGCAGAUAUUUAGACAC